CGUGGGAGCAAGAAAUCUCUUUCAAGAAGUUGUAGCCAGAACACAGCCACCGGGGCCACGACGAAUCCAACAUUCCGGAGUUUAUCGUUUAUAGGGAGGAGCAAAAGCAGCAGCAAUAGGAUGACGGAAUCCGGUGGAUUUAUGCCGACAACCACGGUUCCAAGAAGCUUUGCAAACCCGAUUUUGUAUUCGAGUUCCUCAGCCAAAGUGGCUAAACCUUCUCCAACAGAGAAGAAACUACGCUGUACGCUCGAGGAGCUAUGCAACGGAUGUACCAAGAAGAUCAAGAUCACAAGAGAUGCAAAUGUGCGAGGAAGAGACGGUGGAAAUAAAAGUGAAACCGGGAUGGAAAGGAGGGACGAAAGUAACAUUCCAAGGCAAUGGGGAGUAGAAGGAGAUGACCUCGAAAUGGCGGUGGAAGUCUCUCUACUCGAAGCUUUAACGGGAUGCGAGCUCUCUGUUGCUUUACUUGAUGGUGAUAAUAUGAGUUUGAGGAUAGAAGAUGUUAUUCACCCUGGAUAUGUUACAGUGGUUCAAGGCAAAGGAAUGCCAAAUCUAAAGGAGAAAGGGAAGAGAGGAGAUUUGAGAGUUCGGUUUCGGACUAAGUUCCCGCAACAUCUUACAGAUGAACAAAGGGCAGAGAUUCAUAGCAUUCUUCAAGACUCUUCUUGAUUUGUUUGCUUAAGACUUUCUUUCCCUUUAUAGGGGAGCUUUUACAACAUGGUUUAGAUAAAAAUCCAAAGAGAUUUUUACUCUGUGUCAUCUUUGUUUGUAAACAACCAAGUUGAAAUGAAGAAACCGGUUUCCAUAAUCAACCGAAAACUUUUAU
Molecule: messenger RNA, 829 nt
Organism: Arabidopsis arenosa
Lineage: Eukaryota; Viridiplantae; Streptophyta; Magnoliopsida; Brassicales; Brassicaceae
Source: the annotation of a GenBank genome assembly